Messenger RNA from Xyrauchen texanus (razorback sucker), 1460 nucleotides. It is a transcript of the gene commd10, whose product is annotated as COMM domain containing 10. The record is from RefSeq and is a predicted model, not a curated record. The transcript is spliced from 5 exons. Lineage: Eukaryota; Metazoa; Chordata; Actinopteri; Cypriniformes; Catostomidae. The coding region runs from base 95 to 610 and encodes 171 amino acids.
AUUUCAUUGCGUGUGCGCUUACGUCACGCGUCAUGUGACCGGCAGCGGAAGUGCUCGUGUCUCCUGAGUUGGAAAUAAUCAAAACAAACUGACGAUGAAUUCAAUAAUAACAGAGACGCCGAGUAUUAAAGCAGCUGUGGCUCACAUCAACUCCAUUGACAGCAGUAAACUGUCACGACUUCUGACUCGAAUCCUGCAGAAACUUCAUCUGAAGGAGCGCUCGUUCACUGCAGACGAGGAGGAGAAGCUUCAGAGCGCUUUAUCUCUGGACAAACAAACUCUUCAUCUGCUGCUGGAAACUGUGUCCUUCAUCCUCGAGCAGGCGGUGCAUCACAAUGUUAAAGCAACGUCUCUCAAACAGCAGCUUGAGAACAUCAGCGUCUCGUCUGAGAAAGUGGAAGUGUUCAGUCAGGUUUGGUCUUCAGCCGGUCCAGAGGUGAUGGAGAAGAUCAGACAGAACAUAUUCUCUCCUCAGAAGUUGGAUCACAUCGGGUGGCAGUUGAAUCUGCAGAUGUCUCGGUCCGAUCAGACCCGUUUGAAAGCACCACACGCAGUUCUUGAUCUGGGGCUCCAAGCUGAGGAUGAUUCACAGGUAAAAUAUCAUGAAUGAAUGUCUGUGUGUUACUGGGCUGUGGUGUGAUGAUGAUCAGUGUGUGUGUGUGUGUGUCGGAGGGAUUAUCAGAUGAUUAUUAGUGAUGGAUUGAUGUGGAUCAGACUGAUUGAUCAGAUCAUAUGACCAGAAUCAGUCAGUUUCUGCUCGGUUGAUCAACUGAAGUGAUCUACUGAAAGCCCUUUCAAUAAAUAAUGCACAAUCAUUUUAUUUCAUGUAUUUUGAGAAACUUGUGAAAAAAAGUGACUUAAUUUCAAUGAGUAUGUGUACACCUCAAUUGCUGUAAUUAAAUGUUAUGAAGCUAUAUCAUACUGAGUAUUUACAGUAUAUAUCUGCAGUAUAUUAAGCUUUGUUUAGUCGUUGUCAUCAGUAGGUCUGCACGAUAUCACAAUAACCAUAAUCGAUAUUGUCAUUGCAUUUCAUUUAGAUUAAUAGAAUUGUCAUUAGCAUAUUUAUUUUGCGUCUUUAUGUAUUCUUUCUCAAGCUGAGAUCUGUGUUCCUGAAUAACUUUAUUUCCAUUUGAUCAUCAGUACAUCAAGACUAGUUGCACACAUGGCGCUCUUAGCAACAUAAGCUAAGAAUCAAUCUGCUGUGUGAAUCAAUCAUGCUCAGAUUUGUGUGUGAUAUGAUUAUAAGUGCUGCACAAACACAUGUUGACACAACAGGAGCAGACCUUCAUUGACUGCUGGGUAAUUGUGGCAGCUGUAAUUGUAAUCUCCAUGUGGUGGCGCUGUUGCUGCAUGGACUGUGUGUGAGUAUGUGAGUAUGUGUGUGUGUGUGUGUGUGUGUGUGCCAUGUGGUGGUGCUGUUGCUGCAUGUACUGUGUGUGUGUGUGUGUGUGUGUGAGUGU